GGUAAAUAUGACCUACUUUCGCAUUGAAUGAGUUUUAUUCGACUUGAUCGGAAGGCCACUAGAUCCUAUAUAGUGGAUUCUAAUACCAUUUUGUUAUCUUUGUCACUGCCUCUGUAAUGAAUGAAUACUGAUUAUCUGUAUGAGCCGGUCGCGUUUUACCCAUGUCAUCGUUAAAGCGCCCACAGGGACCCUCAGAGCCGGGGGAAUGGGAUGAAGGAGAGGAUAACAGGUCAAGGUCAUCGUCCAGUGCGCGUCAUUUGCGCAAACGUAUUCGCACGUCCAAGUCUCCAGCCUCAUACGAAGGAACCGGAUUGAGUGACAGUGAAAAUGAAGAAAGAAUUCAGCGGUCUAUCACCCAGGCUUUAGAAUACGACGAGGACGAGCUUGAGUUACGUGCAACGCAACUCAUCCAGGAGAAGUACUCUUUCGCUAGUGACGAACCCAAUGUCCCUGCUGAACAUGGAAUUCUUGAACGUGUUGAAUGCUACAACUUCAUGUGUCAUGACCACUUUUGUAUCGAACUGGGGCCAUUAAUUAAUUUCAUAGUUGGGAAGAAUGGCAGCGGCAAGAGCGCAGUUCUGACAGCUAUAACCCUUUGUCUGGGUGGCAAAGCAUCUGCUACAAAUCGCGGUCAGAGUCUUAGGAGUUUUAUCAAAGAAGGCAAAGAGAGUGCCACUAUCGUUGUGCGCAUCAAGAAUCAAGGAGACGGUGCCUAUAUGCCGGAUGACUAUGGAAAAUCCAUUGUUAUUGAACGUCAUUUCACAAAAACUGGAAUAAGUGGCUUCAAAAUUAAGGCAGAGAAUGGGCGUAUAGUUUCUACCAAAAAAGCCGAACUAGACGCUAUCAUCGACUUUUUCACAUUACAAUUUGACAAUCCGAUGAAUGUUCUCUCACAAGACAUGGCCCGCCAAUUCUUGAGCAGCUCAAGUCCUGCUGAGAAAUAUAAGUUCUUUGUGAAAGGUGUUCAGUUAGAGCAGCUUGAUCAGGACUAUCGACUGAUCGAAGAAUCUGCUGAUCAGAUUGAGGAGAAGCUCAGGGGGCGAGAGCAAGAUAUUAUGACCCUAAAAAACCGCAAAGUUGCAGCAAACCAGAAAUUGGACAUAUCUGAUCAACACGAAUCCCUAAGGAACAGGGUCAGAACUGUUCGGAGCCAAAUGGCUUGGGCUCAGGUCGAGGAACAGGAAAGAAUUAGGAGCUCCUUAGAGAUUGAACUAGCUAAAGCCGAUGAGAGGAUUGCAACCGCUGAAGCUGAGCUGGGCAGCUUUGACGCUGCUAUACGAGAAGCUGAGGAGGAAACUGAAGCCGCUGCUGAAUACGUUAGACAGAGUACUGCCAAACUCGAACACGCACAAAGUGAGAAGGUGGAGAUUAAAGCAAAGUGGGACGAACAAAUGACUGAACGUCAUGAUUUGCAGGCACAGCAACGUCAGAUACGAGAUUAUUUAAAAGCAGCAGAGGCUAGGAUAAACGAAACGCAGCAAAAGAUUGAAGAAGAAAACCAACGUCUGGCUGACCUUAGCGGAGGCAGUUAUACUAGGAAACAGGAACAACUCGAGCGAGCAAAAGCAGAAGCUGCACAUGCCAGUGCACAGUAUGAGGAACAUCAACGCAAUACAGAUCGCCUAUACCGAGAGUUGGAAGUGGCUGGGAAAGAAGUGGAUUCAUUGGCGGCGCCACUUGGCAGAACGAAGGCCGACGUUGAGCAAGCUGAGAAGCUUUUACGAAGUCUAAGCAAAGAAGGAGGACCCAAGAGCUCAGGUUUCCACGACAAAAUGCCGUCUCUUCUGAGGGCUGUUCAACAAGAACAGGGCUUCACCGAAAGGCCUGUCGGUCCCAUCGGUCGCCAUGUGACCCUGCUGAAGCCAGAAUGGUCAUCUAUUUUAGAAAACUCUUUCGGCACGACAUUAAACAGCUUCAUUGUAACAUCUAAAAGAGACAUGGACAUUCUUUCUCGUGUUAUGCACAAUGUCAAUUGCAUAUGCCCAAUAUUUAUAGGAAAUGAUGGGUACAUUGAUACAUCAGAACACGAGCCUGAUCUUAAGUUUGAUACGGCUUUACGGGUACUUCAGAUUGACAACGAACUCGUUCGUCGACAGUUGAUCAUUAACCAUGGUAUUGAGCAAAUGCUUCUAAUCGAAAAGCUAGAAGAAGCAUCUUCAGUACUCUUUGAUGGACAGAAACCUAGGAAUGUGAAGCGGUGUUACUGUAUUGACCAAAUGGACAGACGCCGAGGCAUCCAUCUAUCUUACAACCGUGCGGGGGAGCCAAGCCAGGCGCCGGUGCCUGUAUAUAGUGGCAACCCACGAAUGAAAUCGGAUCUAGCUUCCCAAAUCAGGGUUCAACGUGAUGUGGUAACGGACCUCAGACGUAAACUCAGUGAUCAGGAAGAGCAAUUCCGAUCUGCUCGGUCUCGCUUGGAGGGGUGCAGGCAGGCUCGUAUGAGGCAUGAAAAGAGUACAAAUGAGUUACGAAUCACAUUACAAAGGAAGGAAGACCAUGUGGAAGAGCUUACAGAUGCACUUGACAAAGAACCUGUGGAAGCUGACCAUCUUGAUGUGCUGCGAGCUACGCUCCAGGGGGCCAAGGAAGAGAAACUCAUCAACGAAGGGUCAUUGAAAGACAGUGUGGAGGCCAUGGAAACCAUGAUGAAGGAGCUUAAAACCAUUAAACAACAAAUCGCUUCUAAGGAUGCCGAUAUAGCUGCGUCGACGGAAGAGCUCCGUGUAACUCAAAGUGAAGUAUGCACCGGACAAGACAAACGCCGAAAGAUCAUUAACGAUAAAAACAUUGCGGUUGAACGAAUCAAUGAUAGCAGACAAGAAAAAGAGAGGAUAAAUAAGAAAAGAGAGGAAAUUGCUGCACGCGUUAUCGACUUCAGUGAGAAAGCCAGCCUAGUCUCACCGCGGGUUCCAAUUCCUGAAGGUGAGACUGCUGCUAGUUUGGACAAAAAGCUGGACAGGCUUAAUAGGGAUAUACAACGUUAUAACCAACAAUUGGGUGCAUCUCGCGAUGAGAUCGCCGCUGAAGCCGCCAAAGCAUCCACAGCUUAUGACCGCGCCCUUAAGCAAGUGGAGGAAUUCAGAUUACUUGCGGAUAUUCUCAUUGAAACACUCAAACAUCGCAAGAAACGUUGGGUGAUUUUCAGAUCUCACAUUUCAUCUCGGGCGAAGGCGCAAUUUACGUACUUACUAAGCGAGAGAAGUUUUCGUGGUCGACUUCUAACUGACCAUGAGAGCAAGCUGCUGGAUUUACAGGUCGAACCUGAUAUAACAAAGGAUAGCACUGGGCGAGGUGCAAAGACGCUUUCGGGUGGUGAAAAGUCUUUCUCCCAAGUUUGUCUUCUAUUAGCACUUUGGGAGGCUAUGGGCUCUCCUGUCCGUUGCUUGGAUGAAUUUGACGUGUAUAUGGACCACAUUAAUAGGAAGAUGGCAAUUGAUAUGCUUAUGCUAGCCGCGAGGCGGUCAGUAGGUGUGCAAUUUAUACUAAUCACACCUGGCUCAAGGGCAGAGAUUAGUUUAGCUCCUGAUGUCCGUGUGAAGGAAUUGGCAGAACCUGAACGAGGGCAGACCAGAUUAACAUUUCACCAGUGAUCGGAAUGGGGACACUCUGUUUUGUACAGAACAUUUUGCAAAUAAUAACAAUCCACGAGGGCUGAUGUGUACGAAGAGUGUCCCAUUAUGUGGACAAGAAUAGACGCCUCAAAGUGGUCCUGAUUCCACGUAAAGCCCAAUAUUUUCCGUCAUAUACUACACACCCUCCGCCACCGGCGGGCAAAGAAGGGGGGUAAAGAAGUCCGUAUGAAAGGUAAUAAGCAUGCAACUUGAUUAUCGAGAAAGAUGGAUUUGCAAAACAUAGACUAAAUGUCUGUGUCUGAGUGUCUGGCUCAUUCGUUUAAUUGAUCCAACUGGUGCAGAUCAACUGGAAGACCACUACCUAAACACGCUCCGUUCUCUAGAGGCAUCUUGAAUGACCCUUGAUCUCAAAAGCGGGGCUCUUGCGUCCGGCAAGCUGCCAGGACCUGGGCUAGCAACUGAAAGAGAGCUUGGUGGGCUCUUCCGAUAGCCUAGCAUCAUGAAACAACAAAGUCGAUCAGUGAUUGGGAAAAUACAUAAAUCCCUACAUUUCCCUGCUUGUUCAUGGAUUAACCUACCCAGAAGCUGGUUCGGGGUAUUUUAUGGCAUCUCGAUGGUUGGAUGCUGGGGCAUUUUGUUACAUAUAGGGCUGAAAACACUUGCGUCAUGGUGGAGAAAUGCAGCAGCUGUCGAGAGGUCCUGUAGGCAAU
Messenger RNA from Aspergillus pseudonomiae, 4282 nucleotides. Its product is annotated as DNA repair protein SMC6. Bases 162 to 3590 code for a protein of 1142 amino acids. Gene Ontology annotation, cellular component: Smc5-Smc6 complex; site of double-strand break; nucleus. Gene Ontology annotation, molecular function: damaged DNA binding; single-stranded DNA binding. Lineage: Eukaryota; Fungi; Ascomycota; Eurotiomycetes; Eurotiales; Aspergillaceae. Gene Ontology annotation, biological process: double-strand break repair via homologous recombination. The record is from RefSeq and is a predicted model, not a curated record. The transcript has 14 exons.